Molecule: messenger RNA, 354 nt
Organism: Talpa occidentalis (Iberian mole)
Lineage: Eukaryota; Metazoa; Chordata; Mammalia; Eulipotyphla; Talpidae
Product: keratin-associated protein 21-1-like
Exons: 1
Coding region: 1-354 (117 amino acids)
Biological process (GO): hair follicle development
Source: RefSeq, a predicted model, not a curated record
AUGUACUGCAACUACCUUGGAAACUACUAUGGUAGCUACGGCUGUGGCCUUGGCUAUGGCUGUGGCCUUGGCUAUGGCUCCCGCUAUGGCUGUGGCUAUGGUUCCGGAUAUGGCUGUGGCUAUGGCUCCCUCUAUGGCUGUGGCUACGGUUCUGGAUAUGGCUGUGGCUACGGCUCCCGCUAUGGCUGUGGAUACGGUUCCGGAUAUGGCUGUGGCUAUGGUUCCGGAUAUGGCUGUGGCUACGGCUCCAGAUAUGGCUGUGGCUAUGGCUCUGGUUAUGGCUGUGGCUAUGGCUCUUCCUUCUGUGGUUACCGGCCUUUUGUCUACAGAAGUUGCUAUUCUUCUUGCUGCUAA